Gossypium raimondii (Peruvian cotton) is the source of this 1534-nucleotide messenger RNA. RefSeq names its product la-related protein 6A. Bases 120 to 1262 code for a protein of 380 amino acids. NCBI's taxonomy places the organism in Eukaryota, Viridiplantae, Streptophyta, Magnoliopsida, Malvales, Malvaceae. The record is from RefSeq and is a predicted model, not a curated record. Gene Ontology annotation, biological process: RNA processing. The transcript is spliced from 11 exons. Gene Ontology annotation, molecular function: mRNA binding. Gene Ontology annotation, cellular component: nucleus.
CAAAGAUUUUCCAGAGAGUGGAGGAGAAAGGAAAUAAAGAGAAAGGGCGGGGGUUUUUUGAAUUAGUUGCCUCCGUUUAAUAAUUAACUUUUUCCUUGCCUCCCUACUCUCUCUCCAAGAUGGACAGCCACGUGGAGCCUACCAUCGCCACCGCUGGUCCUACCCCGCUCUCUCCGCCGCGCGAUUCUCUUGAUCUCAUUCCCGUCGGAUCCGUCGAGGCAGAGGAGGAGAUUGAGACUUUAUCUCCUCCGUCUGAGGAGGAUCACGACCACGCUAACGGUCAAAAUCGGGAUCAAAAGCAGAAUCAGGAGAACUCGUCGGCGACUGCUGUCCUUACUGAUGAUCUCAAAAAUAAGAUCAUUAAGCAGGUGGAAUAUUAUUUCAGCGAUGAAAAUUUGCCGACGGAUAAGUACAUGAUGAGUCUGACUAAGAAGAACAAAGAAGGUUUUGUUGCUAUAUCAGUAAUUGCGUCUUUUAGGAGAAUGAAAAGACUCAGCAGAAGUUAUCCAUCAAUAGUCGCUGCGCUUAAAGAGUCUUCCCUACUUGUUGUUAGUUCUGAUGGGAAGAUGGUGAAGCGUCGCAAUUCUCUUCCAUCUAUUGAGGUCAGGGACCCUAAGUUAUUCACUGUUUUGGUAGAAAAUCUUCCAGAGGAUCAUUCAGUGGAGAACAUUAGGAGGAUAUUUGGUGAAGUCGGAAACAUCAAGAAUAUAUCCCUCCGCGAUCCACAUGCUGUGGAAGAGUCAAAGAAGAGUGUUAGGGUAGAUCUUUUGGUCAGCAGCAAGUUACAUGCCCUAGUGGAGUAUGAGACAGUGGAGGCUGCUGAAAAAGCUGUGGCUACCUUGAAUGAUGAACGUGACUGGAGAAAUGGCAUGCAUGUUAAGCUUCUUAAGCGAAUAAUGGGCAAACAUGCUCAGCGAAGGCCAGCUUGGAGAGGACCUGACCCUGCUGAAAAGAACAGCAAUGCUCGAGCAUCUGAUCAAACGGGAGAUGAUGAGAAUAACGCCUCAAAUCAGCAUCAUGAAGGUUUACCAGAUGAUGAGGAUGGCGAGAAUUUGUCCAAGGAGAAAAAUGGGCAUCGACCUAGAAACAGAGGACGAGCAAGGAAACCAAGAACUCGGGGUACAAAUGGACUUGGCCAUGGAACGACAUCCUCAUCUCAUGCCAUUGAACCAUCAAAGCCACCCCCAGGCCCUAGAAUGCCUGAUGGAACGAGGGGAUUCACAAUGGGACGCGGAAGACCACUGGUUUCUAGGCAAGGCUAGUGAGCUGUGCUUUUGCGUCUGGUAUAAUCUUGCCUAACGUGUUGGUUAUUGUGACUGUGGAAUUGUACAGAUGUGGAAAGCUGGAAGCGGGUUUUCUAUUAUAUUGUUUCAAAGGCUAAGUUUUGAAACCCAAAUAUGGAUUAUUUACUUAGUGAUGCUGUUAGCUUAUAUUUAAGAACUGGCAUCGUGAUAAAAAUACCAGCUACAUGGUUCUUGUUUUUGGAUUAUGUUCAUAUCAAUUAAAUUUUUAGCGAAAAUAAUUUGGUUCUUUA